GGGUCCUCCAGGAAUGUGGAUGGGAACCACUGAUGAACAUGGAAGUGCCCAGGAGGGAGACCCUCUCCAUGUAAAAUAAAACACAUUUUUCUAGAGGACUCACAGACGCAGGAAUGCGCUCUUGUGCGAAAGGAAAUACAAAAAAGGCUAACAGACGCCACGUCACUGAGACAAAGCGGCCAAUCAGAGCGCAGGAUUUGUCACUCGUAUCCAGGAAGUGGAAGAUGCGCUGAACGCGCGCUCGUCUUCAGUCUGUCAGCGUAAAUUCUUCAUGAUCAAUCACUUAUAACCUCGCACAGAAGUGAUGGACUGGUCAGAAGGAGACGGAGGCCACUCCCACGGUCACAUGGGGGGCAGUUGCCAUGGACACGGCGGAGGCCACGCCCACAGUCACGGUCAUGGAGGACCUGGAUUUAGUGGUUUUGUGCCCGGUGGCUUCCACGGCCAGCUGGUCCCGGGACCUCUCGAUCCCACACAGCAGCCGAGGAAGGUCUCUCACCCGGAGGACAGCAGCUCCUGGGAUAUCGUCAAAGCGACACAAUUUGGUGCUCUUGAGAGGUGUAAAGAACUCAUCGAGGCUGGUUAUGAUGUCAGGCAGCCUGACAAAGAGAAUGUUACUCCGCUCCAUUGGGCCGCCAUCAAUAAUCGCGCAGAUAUCGUCAAAUACUACAUAUCUAAAGGAGCCGUCAUAGACCAGCUAGGCGGUGACCUGAAUUCAACACCACUCCACUGGGCCAUACGACAGGGUCAUUUGUCGAUGGUCAUUCAGCUGAUGCGAUAUGGAGCCGAUCCAUCAUUAGCAGAUGGUGAAGGGUAUCGGGGUCUCCAUCUGGCUGUGCUCUUCCAGCAUAUGCCCAUCGCUGCGUACCUUAUGGCCAAAGGACAGGAAGUGGAUUCGCCAGACAUAAAUGGACAAACUCCACUAAUGUUGGCAGCACAAAAAAUCAUUGGACCUGAGCCCACAAACUUCCUGAUAAAGUGCAACGCUUCAGUGAAUGCGGUUGAUAAAGUGAACAGAAACUCACCUCUGCACUGCGCGGUGUUGGCUGGAAACGUUGAUUCGGUCCACAUCCUGCUGGAAGCUGGAGCCAGCAUUGACCUGGAGAAUGCCAAUGGUCACACACCCCUUGACCUGGCACACCAGGUGCACAGCCCUCUGCUCAUUCACAUGCUCAGUGUGGUGAAGACAGAGCGCAUGAAAGCCAACUCUACGUGUCUCAAACUGCUCAACAGAUACAAGGUCUGUCUGCUGUGUGUGUUCAGUCUUGUUGUGGUCGGAGCCAUCGGUUCCGUACUAGACAUGAAGACGGAGUCCUGGUUACUGAAGGGUGUGCUGCUGGCCUGCAUCAUAGCUGUGAUCAACCUCACUUCAAGGCAGUUUGCAACUGUGGCGGUCCGGUCUUUGAUUCCCGCCACAGGUCUCAUGGCUUCGAUCUUCUGGAUGGUGGUCACCUGGGGCUUGUGGUUUCUGCCUGAUGACCCGAGCGCUACGGUUCAGAUGCUCUUCACUAUCAACAUCACAGCCUUACUGUAUUACUACCUCCGCUCCUGCAGGACAGACCCUGGCAUCGUCAAGGCAACCGAGGAGGAGAAGAAGAAGAAUAUUGUGGUUCUGGCAGAGGCAGGCUGUCUGGAUCCCAGGAUAUUUUGUACUUCAUGUAUGAUGAGGAAGCCAAUGAGAGCAAAUCACUGCUUUUCCUGUAACGCUUGUGUCGCUAAACAAGACCACCACUCCAUUUGGAUCAAUGGCUGCAUAGGGGCCAGAAAUCACCCGUACUUUGUGCUUUUCCUGGUUGCUCUGAACUUCCUCUGCAUAUGGAUGUUCUACGGCAGUAUCACGUACUGGUCCAAACACUGUCCACCGCACUACACAGAGGAGGGCGUCUGGGGGGUGGUGACCACUCUGACAGGCUGCUCUCCCUGGGUGCUCUACAUCUUCUGCUUUGCUUUCUUAAAUGCUUCCUGGGCCUCCAUCCUGCUUUUGGUGCAGCUCUACCAGAUCACGUUUCUCGGGCUGACGACGGCCGAGAGAGCGAACCUGAUGCACAGACAGAGAAAACUCCCUCAAGCCUUCUCUCUCAGACAAAACCCGUUCAAUCUUGGUGUGGUGAGGAACCUGGUGAACUUCUUCCAGUGGCGCUGCUGUGGUCUCUGUAAGCCAGUGGUGCUGGACUGGACUCAGCAGUAUCCCAUGGGUCUCAGCAGAGACCACCCCAUGUUCAGCGGCCCCGAUGCUGUUUGACCCCCAGCGAUCAGUCACCCACUCAGGGAGAGCGACGUCCUCAUUUCUGGAGCCAUUGGUUUGAUUUUAAUGCCUUUUUGAUGUUGGAAAUGAAGAACAGACUGAAUGCUAAUUUGGAUAAUCAUUUGUUCUAUUUGAAAGAACAUGCGCCUUUUGUAUUUGAGGGAAAUAUAGUAUAUGUGAUGUGCGUUCAAGGUUAGAUUUUGCCUUACAGUUUAAGUUGUACAUAAGGAUGAAUACAUGUUUAUAAGCACACUGAUAUAUUUUGAACAGAAAUAUUUUGUAAGGUACGGUAAGAUCACGUUUUGGUUUUUACUCCAAGUCCUUUUACAGGAAGUGACCACUAUAUGUAUGCUCAAUGUGAAAAGAUUUGUAAAUCAGAGCAAUUUUAUUUCUGCAAAUUUAGAGAAAUUUUGAGAAUCGUACUUCCCUCGUUGAGUCAAAACGCAUUUGAAAUGACUUCAAAACGCUACGAUCAGAUGCAUUACAACCACAACAUUUAUAGCAUUAUACGUGCAAGACGAAUCAUAUCAUUUAAUAUAUUUUAUUAGCUAUUAGUAUCAUAUAAGUAUCAUUUCAGUGGCAGUUGAUCUUUUUUUUAUACCUUUUAAUAACCACUGUGUAGUACAGGGCCGUGCCUGAUAGCAUAAGCUCGCUCUUUACUGCGGUUCUCAAUUCUGUUCAUUAUACUUUAUUACGCAGUAUGUCAUAAUAUGGGAAAAAUGCUGUUCUUGAAUCCUGCUCUGUGCUUUGGAAUAAAUCAGACCACUUUUGCAA
This is a messenger RNA of Cyprinus carpio (common carp), 3019 nucleotides long. RefSeq names its product zinc finger DHHC-type palmitoyltransferase 13. The record is from RefSeq and is a predicted model, not a curated record. Gene Ontology annotation, molecular function: protein binding; palmitoyltransferase activity. Gene Ontology annotation, biological process: protein palmitoylation. Gene Ontology annotation, cellular component: Golgi membrane. NCBI's taxonomy places the organism in Eukaryota, Metazoa, Chordata, Actinopteri, Cypriniformes, Cyprinidae.